Adineta ricciae is the source of this 888-nucleotide messenger RNA. The record is from the annotation of a GenBank genome assembly. NCBI's taxonomy places the organism in Eukaryota, Metazoa, Rotifera, Eurotatoria, Adinetida, Adinetidae.
AUGUCCACAACAAACAGUUAUGCUAAGCAUUAUUUGAACCGACGAACAAUUCCCGAAACUGAAGUUUAUAAAUUGGUUUUGUUUCCUUCGGAUAAUUCAAUUGCAGUUGUGAAAGCAAAGCAAUGUUCACCAGCUGAACACGAUGGAUUUGUAUUCGUUCAAAGUGGUAGAAAGAAAUUCACCGGUGUUGUUCUUCAGGAAGGUACUCUUAUGGAAUGUGGUCAUGCAGCUGAUCAAUUGACUCGGAAAACGGUGAAUCCCGAAAUCGAAAGCGAUUACGAGCGUCACGAUGACGAGAAUUCGUCGAAACGACACAAGAGAAAUCCACCUGAAAUACCUUCACUUCUUGGUGUUCCAUUUGCCGAGAAAGAUGCGAAUAUUCAAUCAGAUACUCAAUCUAGAAUAGACAUUGGUGUUGAUAAAUCAAACGAAUUCGAUUCGCCUUUAUCAUCAAGUGGUUCAAAAGUAACGAAGAAUGGCGAGGUAUCAGUCAAUGAAACUUUAUCGAUAACACGGGAUAAAAGUUGCACAUCAUCGUCUAGUAUUGAAGUAUUGAGUAAAUUACAAACACACCGACAACAAUCUCGACAAAAACCGUUACCCAACGCAUCGUUUGAUGAAAAAGAUGACUCGAGCAGUGCAUCGAGUGAAACCGAAGACGAAGUACCUGUGAAUAUUCAUGUUCGUUCACAUCCAGAGCGAUUGACGACAAAUGAAACCCCUACAUUUGUUGGUCGCCACGUGACUGAAGAUAACACAAAAUCGAAGAAUAAGAAGCACAAGUCAAGUACGUCCACAUCGGCUACUCUACAACAGUUAUUGAUUACAGUGAAAAAAUUCGAAUCUCAAUAUUUGAAACCUAUUCUCUUGAAACAAGAGAAAAACUAA